Messenger RNA from [Torrubiella] hemipterigena, 2996 nucleotides. The record is from the annotation of a GenBank genome assembly. NCBI's taxonomy places the organism in Eukaryota, Fungi, Ascomycota, Sordariomycetes, Hypocreales, Clavicipitaceae.
GAACGACCUCACGCCUUUUGCAUUUCCUCUGCUUCCAAACCCUCCUCAUCUCCCUCCAUCCCCGCCACGUUACACCUCUUUGCCUGGAGCAAAGAUUCUGCGAAUCGAUUCCCAUCCGAAUAAAAGUAGUCGAUCUACUUCAUUUAUUCGCACACGGACGAGUAUAGCGGUGUCGUACAGAGUGCCCCGCGACGUCUCGAAAGCAAUUUAAAUUGCACUCCCGCCCAAUAGCGACAGCAAGUCUACCAUAUUGCAGAACGCAACAGCAACCGCCAAAAUGGAUGAGCAAGUCGAUUUGUCAACCAUUCCCAUCGAUCCCAAUGGAAAGGAGGAGGCUGGUCAGACCGACACUGGCAAGCCUGUCACCGUCUUUCACGACAAGGAUAACUUCAACGUCAAGCACCCCCUUCAGAACAAGUGGACUCUGUGGUUCACAAAGCCUCCCAGCGGCAAGGGCGACAACUGGAAUGAUUUGCUGAAGGAGGUCAUUACAUUCGACUCCGUUGAGGAGUUCUGGGGUGUCUACAACAACGUCGCCCCCGUUUCCGAGCUUGCCCUUAAAUCCGAUUACCAUCUCUUCAAGGCUGGCGUUCGCCCCGAGUGGGAGGACCCCCAGAACAAACACGGCGGCAAAUGGUCGUACCAGUACAAGGAGAAGCGCUCUAUUGAUGUCGAUCGUUUAUGGCUCCAGGUUAUGAUGUCCGCCAUCGGUGAGACUCUGGAGGAAGAGCAUGACGGUGAAGUCAUGGGCGUUGUUGUCAACGUGCGCAAGGCCUUCUUCCGUAUUGGUGUCUGGACACGCACCAUUGGCAAGAGCAUUCCUGGCCGUGGUGAUGGCGAUGUUGCUGGAGGAAAGGGCCGAUCUAACGAGAAGGGCCGCGAUAUCCUCCUCACCAUUGGCCGCCGCUUCAAGGAGGUCCUUGAGCUCCCCGCCAGCGAGCAGGUCGAAUUCUCUGGUCACACCGACAGCGCGCAUUCCGGCAGCACCCGCGCCAAGGCGAAGCACGUUGUUUAAAGGAAGAAAGUGGCCGAUGUGGCGUAUAUCAUUCGCUACGAAAAGAACCAAUAUCAGCAGCUCAACCCCCCGCAUUGUUUUUAUAUGUUUCUUUAUCGACCUUGAGUACUGGCUGGAAAGGCUGACGCCCUAUCUGUGCGGGGGUGAAAAUUUGGUCCAUCACAGCUGAUUGCAUUUGUAGAAAGGCAGUGGGACGUGCAUUGCUUGGUGCAAGUAUCACGGCGGCGUUGCUUCGAAGCUUUGUUUUCUUUGCGCUCAUGAGGACUUUUACGAAGAGAUGUGGCCUCUCAAAAAAGUUUAGCCACGCUAAAAUAGAUUUCUAAUUCUCUUUUACUGCUUAUUACAUAUACUGUUGCUUCUGUUUUCGCAGGAGAUGUUCUAAAAAAUCAUAAUGCUAUGCUAAUGCCCUGUAGCCUGCCGUUGUGCGGUGCAUGCCAACGCGUGUUUGCAUGGAAGCGCUUACAUUUCAUCUCCGCUAUGCUCAUCAAUAAAGAUGGAAGCAACUAGCUGCUUCUUAUUAAUCUUACCCAUGGCGUUUCGUGGGAUAUGCUCCACCACCUUCAUGACUUGGGGGAUCUUGUAGUUUGCCAGGCGAUUGCGCAACGCCCUGCGCAUGUCCAUUGGACUCCAUUUUUCGACAACUUCACUGUUCAAAAUGAGAACAGCUCCAACUUUCUGACCCCAUUUGCCGCUGGGCACUGCCACAACAGCCGCUUCGGCAACCUCAGGAAGGGAAAGCAGCUCUCUCUCAACCUCGAGAGCGCUCACCUUUUCACCUCCAGUCUUGAUAAUGUCAGCUGACUUGCGGCCUUGGAUAAAGUACAUCGGGCCGCGGGCCCAAGCUUGGUCGCUCUGGCCGACACCAGGUACAACGCGGCGAAUAGCGACAUCGCCAGUCUUGAACCAGGGUCCUUUGCCAUCUUCACCUUCGACGAAUUCCUUGGCAGUGGCUUCCGGAUUGCGCCAGUACUCUUUGAAAAUGGUUGGACCGCGAAGCUGGAUUUCACCCGAGAUUUCACGACCACUCUCAUCGAUCUCUUGGCCGGGUUGAACCACUUCGCCAGUAUCAAGGUUGACGAGUCGCGCUUCCACCGACGGCAGAGGCCAUCCUACACUGGCGUCUACACGGUCGGAAUAAUCAAGACCACAGCUCAGGGCCAUGCCAACUUCAGUCAUUCCGUAUCGCUCAAGUAAAACGUUGCCGUUGCUCAGCUCGGACCAGGCCUGCUUGGUAGGCGUGGGGAGAGCAGCAGAGCCGGAGAUGUUUACGCGCAUGUUUUCAGGCGAGAUUGCUUCUCUUGUGGCCUUUUGUAAUUCGGGUGAAAGAUUCUUGUGUGUUGUGAGCAAUCGGUUAUAUACUGUGGGUACGACGGUGAAAAAGGUAAUCUUCUGGGACGUUGGAACGGCGUUGUGUAGGAACGGCUUGGCGAGCCGUUGCCAAACAGCAUCUGGGUUAAACGGGAACAUAAACUCAAUCGAAGAGCCGGCGAGUAGGGGUGUAAGAACGGCGUUGACGGUGCCAUGAAUAUGGUGGAGCGGCAAGACGUGCAAUAAACGGUCGGAUGUGCUGUAUUUCCAUGCUUCGUUUAAUGACUGGCAUUGAGCGGUCAAUGCUGAUUGAGGCAGCAAUACUCCUUUCUAGAAGGCGUUAGUACAUAGUAUAUAUGCUAGACAUAAAGACUUACAGGACGGUUGGUGGUGCCCGAAGUGUAAAGCAUCAGCCCCGAGGAACCGGCGUUUUCACCCUCCAGUGGAACAGCCUCAUGCUCGCUACUUUGAAGAUGCUUCUCCAGGAGCAGAUGUGUAGGCACAGAAUCAAGCCCUGUUUUUAAUACCUCCUCUGCUUUGGUGGAGAACUUUGGAGACGAUACUAAUAUCGACGCUUGGCUCUGGUUGAGGAUAUACUGUAGUUCAGGUGCGGGGAAUGCCGGAGAGAGCGGCAGCGCAAUGGCACGGGCAGCCAUGAUGGCCAGUAAUGUUA